Molecule: messenger RNA, 2413 nt
Organism: Stylophora pistillata
Lineage: Eukaryota; Metazoa; Cnidaria; Anthozoa; Scleractinia; Pocilloporidae
Product: glutamate--cysteine ligase catalytic subunit
Biological process (GO): glutathione biosynthetic process
Cellular component (GO): glutamate-cysteine ligase complex
Molecular function (GO): glutamate-cysteine ligase activity
Source: RefSeq, a predicted model, not a curated record
AUCACACACAGAAGGCCGGGUUGCUAGUCACAGAUUUCUUCGUUGUCACCGGUUAUUUAAUGAGGGAUUUCGAGAUUUUACGAAACUUUUUAGACUCUUCUCUCAGCAUAUUGUGAAAGUAGCAUCCUCGAGCCAUCCAUAUUAUUUGGAUUGUCAAAGUAUUGGCCACUUGCCUUGGACGAGUCACAACCUUGCUGCUUUCUUUUUUUCUUCUGAUGAUUUCAUAUCGACUCUUACACUUUCGCUGAAACUCCACCCGCCUCUUGGAAGCUGAUAGGAGGAAAUCUUGGCCAAGCCCUGACGGUGCAAAUUGGUGAAGAACAAACAUGGGUCUUCUUUCGCUGGGUUCUCCGUUAUCGUGGUCUGAAACCAAACAGUACGCGGAUCAUGUUCGGAAGCACGGUAUUUUGCAGUUUCUGCACAUCUACAAUAGGCUGAAAGACCGAGAAAAUGACUGCUUGAAGUGGGGUGACGAGGUGGAAUACACUUUGAUAAAACUAGACCAUGAGAACAAGAAAGUUUACACUGACUUGAGGGCCAAAGAAAUCCUAGAUGUACUGACACUGGAGGAAUUAAGAAAUCCAAAGACCAACAAGACUGCAUGGAGACCUGAGUAUGCAGGCUACAUGGUUGAAGGAACACCAGGUCAGCCACUGGGGGGAUGUAUGAGACACUUUAACAUGAUUGAGGCAAACAUGAGGCUAAGACGUGAAGAAGUCUUGAAGAAUCUCUCAGAACCUGGAGAAACUGUUCUGUCAAUAUGUGGAUUUCCCAGACUUGGAUGCCCAAACUUUACAUACCCAAGCUUUGACCCCAGUCCUGGUGGAGGAACAUCCUGUUCGAUGUUUUUUCCUGAUCAGGCAAUAUACCAAGGGCAUCCAAGAUUCAGCACCCUAACAAGAAACAUUCGAGAGAGGAGAGGUUCCAAAGUUGCCAUCAAUAUCCCUGUUUUUAAGGAUGUAAACACUCCAUCACCUUUCAUUGAGAAGUUUCCUGAAGUUGAAGGAGAAGGAGCAGCGGCAGCUUUGCCAGAUCACAUUUACCUAGACAGCAUGGGCUUCGGCAUGGGCAUGUCCUGCCUUCAGAUGACAUUUCAAGCCUGUAGCAUUCAAGAAGCGAGGUUUCUAUAUGAUCAGCUGGCAGUUGUUACUCCCAUCGUGAUGGCGCUCUCCGCCGGUACUCCAAUCUUGCGGGGGUACCUGUCUGAUCUGGAUUGCCGCUGGAGCGUGAUCUCAGGCUCAGUUGAUGAUCGCACUCCCGAAGAGAGAGGUCUGGAGCCUUUGAAAGAAAACCGAUUCGUUAUCCCCAAGUCACGGUACGACUCAAUAAGUACAUACCUGUCUCAAGACGGAGAGAAGUACAGUGAUAUCGAUCUGGUAUAUGAUAAAGAGAUUUAUCAGCAGCUAAUAGACGCUGGUAUUGACGAUCAGUUAGCCCGCCAUUACGCGCACUUGUUCAUCCGGGACCCUUUGACUUUGUUCCAUGAGCACAUUUAUCAAGAUGACGAACAGAACACAGAUCACUUUGAGAAUAUCCAGUCAACCAACUGGCAGACUAUGCGAUUCAAACCGCCUCCUCCCAACUCCACCAUCGGGUGGAGAGUGGAAUUUAGGCCAACCGAGGUUCAACUGACAGACUUCGAGAAUGCCGCCUAUGUGACGUUUGUUGUACUUCUUACCCGAGUAAUUUUGUCGUUCGACCUCAAUCUUCUGAUUCCUUUAUCCAAGGUGGAUGAGAACAUGGUCACCGCCCAGAAGAGAGAUGCAGCCCGCCAAGGACACUUUUACUUCCGGAAGACAUUGAAGAAAUGUCCCGCCGUGGUCAAUGGAUGCGCACAGAAUUCAGAGGUGGAAAAAUGCAAAGACGAGUAUGAACUGAUGACAAUUGACAAGAUAAUAAAUGGAAAGGAAGGUGAAUUUCCUGGUCUGAUACCCCUGAUGGAGAGUUACCUUAGUAACGUGGAUGUCGACAUUGACACGCGAUGCACCAUCUCGCAGUAUUUGAAGCUCAUCUCUAAGAGAGCGUCUGGUGAACUGCUGACCACAGCACAAUGGAUGCGAAAGUUCGUUGAAGUGCAUCCUGACUACAGGAAGGACUCUUUUGUCAGCGAAACGAUUUGUUACGAUCUUAUCAACACUUUCGACCGUAUUAGUAAAGGCGAAGUUGGAGCCCCUGAACUCUUUGGGAAACCCACUUCGAAAACAAGUGACGUCCUGCUGAAGAAAUGUUUGGAAAUCAAAGACGAGAUGAACAAGAUCGAAGCCGGGAAGGAGGUCGUGUAAAUAGGUCACUGGUGUGUUUGUAUUUAUACAGCCAUAAUAUCUAAGCCAGCAAUGAAGCCAGCAAUGAAGCCCGCAAUUUACGUGUUAUGGCCAGCAUUGUUUUGAAAUAAAGGCAGCGUGACGUGUCCUGG